GAGCCUCCCAGAGUCGGCAUCACUCACCUCCUCCACUCUCUCAGCCACGUGCAGGUACCUCGCUCCGGCCACCAACCCCCCAACAGCAACAGCAAGAAGAUGAAGCUCCACGUGGCUGCCCUGGCGACUCUCGCCGUCGUCUGCAUCCUGGCUGCAGGGUCCGAGGCCGCGCCCAAGGCGAUGUCCGACACGGCGGUGGUGAAGGCCCAACUCUUCCCCGACGCGUUCUGGGAGGGCUUCAAGAACGUGUCCGCCGAGUUCAAGAAGAUGGUGCACGGCCUGCAGACCUCCAACAUCGGCGAGCACGCAAAGAGCCUGUACACCGACACGGUGGCCGUGCUGACCCCGUACCUGCACAAGAUCCGCGAGAACGUCAGCAAGAUGUACCAGGCGUACGUGGAGUCCAAGCACCACUAGACUCCUCACUCACACCACUCGCACCACACACACACACCACAGACACGCGGAGAGACCCACAGACUCCCAUAAACCACACACACCACACACACACACCACUCACACGCGGAGAGACCCACAGACUCCCACAGACACCCACAGACACCACCCACAGACACCCACACACACCACCCACAGACUCGCCACACGCGGCGAAUGCACCCACAGGGUAGGACCGCAAGACGCCGGGGGGGGGGGGGGGUAUCCGUGACACUUCGCUUCCAUUUAAGUUUCACGGCGAUCUCAAUCGACCACCACCCACACCACCACCCACACCACCACCACCACCACCCCCCACCACCCCCACACGACCCGAAGCGUCCCCAGCGGCAGCUGUCCCUACGCAGCCGCCGGCUGUGGACGAAGACGAUGUGUGGGGUGUGUGGGGGGGUGGGUGGGGGACUCGUUCAGUGUUAUUGAGAAGGUGGCAAAGUCGUGAAUGUUAAUUGAGAAUGAUACGACCCCAAAUAAACGCGUUGUGUGACGAUGCUA
Molecule: messenger RNA, 948 nt
Organism: Lethenteron reissneri (Far Eastern brook lamprey)
Lineage: Eukaryota; Metazoa; Chordata; Hyperoartia; Petromyzontiformes; Petromyzontidae
Product: blood plasma apolipoprotein LAL1
Source: RefSeq, a predicted model, not a curated record